AUGGGGAACUUAACUUUUGCCGACCAAUUUUGUCGGUAUUCCCACUCUUUCUUUUUGAAACUCCUUUCCAUUUCGCACACUUGCGAUUCAGCGGCUGCUGCCGGCCUUCCUGUCCUUCUCGAGGCGCUGGACACUUCUCUCAAAGUGGGCAUCAAAGGGCCGAGCUCUGGCAUAUGGAAUGAGCUUGAGAUUUCGACAGAGCCUCCCGGAACUUCUCAGACCAAAGUCAUUGUCGAGGCUGGCACUUUGGAAAUUGUGCUCGGAGGUCUGUCACCAUGCCGCCUAUAUUCUGUCGAUGUUGUGACGCUGGCCUACGGGGCCAGAGCCAAAGUCACCACGGCCGAGUUCAAAACACGU
Messenger RNA from Protopolystoma xenopodis, 357 nucleotides. The record is from the annotation of a GenBank genome assembly. Lineage: Eukaryota; Metazoa; Platyhelminthes; Monogenea; Polystomatidea; Polystomatidae.